Aspergillus caelatus is the source of this 312-nucleotide messenger RNA. RefSeq names its product aldehyde dehydrogenase domain-containing protein. The record is from RefSeq and is a predicted model, not a curated record. Gene Ontology annotation, molecular function: aldehyde dehydrogenase (NAD+) activity. Bases 1 to 312 code for a protein of 103 amino acids. The transcript has 2 exons. Lineage: Eukaryota; Fungi; Ascomycota; Eurotiomycetes; Eurotiales; Aspergillaceae.
AUGAAAGAGAAAACAUUUGGGUCAGUGCUCCCUAUUAUGCUAGUAUCCUCGGACGAAGAAGCUGUGCAAUUGAUGAACGACAGCAACUACGGCUUAACUGCGAGUGUGUGGACUCAAGAUCUCGAGGCUGGCGAAAAGCUCUUCAAGCUGUUGGAAGCAGGAACGGUGUUUAUCAACCGCUGCGAUUAUCCGAACCUUGAUCAGACGUGGACCGGGUGGAAGAACUCAGGCAUGGGAUUCACCCUAGGACCAAAGGCAUUCGAUCCGUUCCUUAAACUGAAGAGCUACCAUAUUAGGGAAAGGCAGGGCUAA